AUGCCCAACAUCACCCCGCCCGGGUGCUUAGCUCUGAUUUUCCCGCCCGGCAGUUUUAAUACAACCUAUCACCGGCGUACACAACUUCCUCAUCUCAAGCUUUUACAGUACACCCACAACAAAUCAGCGCGUUCACAGUACACCCACAACAAAUCAGCGCGUUCACAGUACACCCACAACAAAUCAGCGCGUUCACAGUACACCCACAACAAAUCAGCUCUUCGUCUUUUCACCCAGCCCACCAUGGCCAUCUACCGCCUCAACGUUCCCGGCGCAAACCGCAUGCAAGCAACCCGACGCCGUGUACAUUCCAACCAUAAUGCUGCAACCUUGGCAAGAUUGCGUCACGUAGAAAAUCUUGAUCAACACCAUGCAAGAAAUCCCGCCAACCCAAACCCGCCAAUUCAGAAUUUAAUGGACAACAACACAUUCACAUAUGCUAGCUUUCAUGAUGAUGAAGAACAUGGAGAACAGAACACCGAAGAUGGUCUUGGCGGUGAUCAUGAUGAAAAUCUUCCUGGGUGGGCUGGCUUGUCUGAAGAGGAACCCGAUGAGAUUGAUCUUCUUAUUGCCGCAGAUAAGGAGAAGCACCGGCAACAAGCGCGUGACUUCAAUUGGGACGUACUUCUCAACCACCUUGUUGCUGAAUACCUGAGGUUGAGAAUCCUCACCAAGAACUGGGCCUCAACCAACUCUUACAACAACUUCUCUCAGUGCCCAUCAAGUUGCGUCAAGAAAUAUAAUUGA
Molecule: messenger RNA, 747 nt
Organism: Puccinia triticina
Lineage: Eukaryota; Fungi; Basidiomycota; Pucciniomycetes; Pucciniales; Pucciniaceae
Exons: 1
Coding region: 1-747 (248 amino acids)
Source: RefSeq, a predicted model, not a curated record